AUGGCGCCUAAUCAAUCGGGAAGAGGAGGUGGUUUCGAUCUGAGGGCGCGGGCGGAGGUGGGAACGCGGGCGGGUGGGCGGCGUGGAGGGCGUUGGGUGGGCAAACACAUCAUGAGAACAGUGGGUGGGCAGCGAGGCGAUCAGAACCUCCCCAGUCCCUCCCCAGUCCCUCCCCAGCAACCUCCCCCACCAUUCCCCACCUCCCCUCCCCCCGCCAUACAUCUCAAGGCACUGAAAGGUGUCUGGGUGUUGUUCCAGGCCCCAGUCUCACCCCCAGGGGAGAGAGAGAGAGAGAGAGAGAGAGAGAGAGAGAGAGAGAGAGAGAGAGAGAGAGAGAGAGAGAGAGAGAGAGAGAGAGAGAGAGAGAGAGAGAGAGAGAGAGAGAGAUACUUGAUUGGAGAGAGAGAGAGAGAGAGAGAGAGAGAGAGAGAGAGAGAGAGAGAGAGAGAGAGAGAGAGAGAGAGAGAGAGAGAGAGAGAGAGAGAGAGAGAGAGAGAGAGAGAGAGAGAGAGAGAGAGAGAGAGAGAGAGAGAGAGAGAGAGAGAGAGAGAGAGAGAGAGAGAGAGAGAGAGAGAGAGAGAGAGAGAGAGAGAGAGAGAGAGAGAGAGAGAGAGAGAGAGAGAGAGAGAGAGAGAGAGAGAGAGAGAGAGAGAGAGAGAGAGAGAGAGAGAGAGAGAGAGAGAGAGAGAGAGAGAGAGAGAGAGAGAGAGAGAGAGAGAGAGAGAGAGAGAGAGAGAGAGAGAGAGAGAGAGAGAGAGAGAGAGAGAGAGAGAGAGAGAGAGAGAGAGAGAGAGAGAGAGAGAGAGAGAGAGAGAGAGAGAGAGAGAGAGAGAGAGAGAGAGAGAGAGAGAGAGAGAGAGAGAGAGAGAGAGAGAGAGAGAGAGAGAGAGAGAGAGAGAGAGAGAGAGAGAGAGAGAGAGAGAGAGAGAGAGAGAGAGAGAGAGAGAGAGAGAGAGAGAGAGAGAGAGAGAGAGAGAGAGAGAGAGAGAGAGAGAGAGAGAGAGGAGAGAAAAAAUUACCUUAGACACAGUAGGGAGGGAGAAAGAUUUGUGUUGA
Molecule: messenger RNA, 1056 nt
Organism: Portunus trituberculatus (swimming crab)
Lineage: Eukaryota; Metazoa; Arthropoda; Malacostraca; Decapoda; Portunidae
Product: octapeptide-repeat protein T2-like
Exons: 5
Coding region: 1-1056 (351 amino acids)
Source: RefSeq, a predicted model, not a curated record